AGACAAAAGAUGAAAUUCAUUCCAUUACUAAAACCCUUACUAGUCAUUGUAAUAACCUUUGGUUUCACCAUUUUCUUUGUGCUACUCUCUAAGCCAACAACAACAACAAACCCAUCUUCCACUAAAUCCAAUACCAUGGCUUCUAGAAGUUUUGUUCUUUGGCUACAUGGGUUGGGUGAUUCUGGCCCUGCUAAUGAACCAAUAAAGUCAUUGUUCACUUCUCCUCAAUUCAAGAACACAAAAUGGUCAUUUCCUUCUGCUCCUUCUAAUCCAGUUACCUGCAACUAUGGUGCUGUUAUGUCAUCGUGGUUUGACAUUCAUGAAAUACCAGUGACUGCUAGUUCGCCAAACGAUGAGAGUGGUCUGCUCAAAGCGGUUAAGAAUGUUCAUGCAAUGAUCGAUAAAGAGAUCGAUGCUGGCACUAAUCCUAAUAAUGUUUUCAUAUGUGGAUUUAGUCAAGGAGGUGCGUUAACAUUAGCAAGUGUUCUUCUGUACCCAAAAACUCUAGGAGGAGGUGCCGUGUUUAGCGGAUGGGUCCCCUUUAAUUCUUCUAUGUUAGAGAAACAAACUCCUGAAGCUAAAAAGGUAAUUGUCUGAUACUAACUUCUACUU
Nicotiana tabacum (common tobacco) is the source of this 612-nucleotide messenger RNA. NCBI's taxonomy places the organism in Eukaryota, Viridiplantae, Streptophyta, Magnoliopsida, Solanales, Solanaceae. The record is from RefSeq and is a predicted model, not a curated record.